UUUGCAAAUGUAAAUUAAUCUUGCUGGUCCAUGAAUGCUGUUAGGUGCUUCUCUAAUCCGGUGAUAAAUGCGUUAGAUGAAUAAAGUGAUAGUUGUAAUGCCCACACGAUUAGUUGUUAUAAAUUGUGCUAGUUAUCACUCUUCUCGACUUGGAACAUUGAAAUAGCAUUCAAGGUUUUCAUUCACUUGCUCAUAUUAAAAUCAUUUCUUAUCUACCUCAUCUCUUGUUUAUCAAGUCUGUCAAAAAGCGACAUUAAAUAAAGAUAAAUACUAUGAUUAUAGAUAUACAACUUUAAUGAAAGGCAAAUAAAAAAUAAUAAAAAAAGGCUUAUGAGUCUGUGUCACAACAAUGAAAUUGAUAAUCAGUUAGUGUAGCUUCUGUGAGACUGGUGAUAAAUGAUACUCUUUUAUUUCGCUAACAACAAUCAUGAUCUCUAAAGAUUCCGCGCAGAAUGAAGGAUCCGCAGAUCUAGAGCUGAAUUACCCCAAGCAACAAUCGAAAUUAAAACGUUUUGUUCAUCAGCACGUUCCUGUUACGCGAUGGUUACCAAAGUACUCGCGGUUUUACGCAGUUUCAGACUUUAUUGCUGGAAUUACUCUGGGAUUGACGAUGAUACCCCAGAGUAUCGCGUACGCUGCACUUGCUGGUUUGACUCCCCAGUAUGGGUUGUACUCAUCAUUUUUCGGCGGCUUUAUCUACAUUAUCUUUGGGACUAUCAAGGAGGUGUCAAUUGGCGCAACAUCGCUGAUGUCUCUCGUUACUGUGGAAUAUACUCGUGAUAUGCCAGUUGAUUUCGUUAUCCUCCUGUGUUUUUUAGCAGGAUGCGCUGAACUAUUGAUGGGACUGAUGAAUCUAGGAUUUCUGGUUGAUUUUAUAUCAAUACCCGUAACUUCUGGGUUCACAUCGGCAACGUCAAUUAUUAUUAUCAUUUCCCAAUUACCCGGACUUUUGGGUCUUAGAUUUAAGUGCGAAAAUCUUAUUGAGGGAAUUAGAAAAUUAAUUGAAAAUUGGCGGAAAAUACAAAUUAAUGACACAGUACUCGGAGUAUCCUGUAUUAUUUUUUUACUAUCAUUCCGGAAAUUAAAAGACAUUGACUGUUCUAAAGUCGAGAGCAGGAAUAAGUCGUGGGGUCGUCUAUUAAAAAAGACCUUGUGGCUGCUUUCGAUAUCACGAAAUGCAAUAAUUGUUUUUAUUGCUUCAGCAAUAACAUUUCAGCAGCAUAAAAAUGGAAAUCCAUUAUUUCUAACAUCAGGUUCUGUUACUCCUGGUCUUCCGAAAUUCAAUCCACCGCAUUUUUCAUCGCAAGUUGGCAAUGUGACGUACAGUUUUAUUGACAUGUGCUCUCAUCUAGGAAGUGGAAUUUUCAUGGUACCUUUGGUUGCCGUGUUAACAAAUGUUGCAAUCGCUAAAGCCUUUGUGCGUGACGGACCAGUGGAAGCAACUCAAGAAAUGUUGACUCUGGGUGUUUGUAAUAUUGCUGGAUCUUUUGUAUCAUCAAUGCCGACAUCCGGUGCUUUUACUCGAAGUGCUGUAGGAAGUGCAAGUGGUAUCCAGACACCUAUGGCUGGACUUUACUCCGGGACAAUGGCUCUUCUUGCAUUGAGUUUUCUUACGCCUUACUUUGGUUUUAUACCGAAAGCUUCACUGUCUGCUGUACUUAUUAGUGCAGUCCUAUUUUUAAUUGAUUUUAAAUUAAUUAAAAUAUUAUGGAAGGGCAGCAAAAGAGACAUGUUUACUGCGGGUAUAACAUUUUUCAUAAGCAUUUUCGUUAAUGUAGAAUUCGGACUUUUAUUCGGAACUUUAUCGAAUGCAUUACUUCUGCUUUAUCUUUCGGCCCGACCAUCUGUCACAAUCGAAAAACGCAAGACGGCUUAUGGACUUAAAUAUGUAAUAGUAAAACCAGAUAUCGGGCUUUUUUAUCCAGCGGUGACAUAUCUGAUAAAUAAAAUAAAUAAUGUUGCUCGAAAAGAAGCCAAAGGUGUUUAUCCUGUGGUCGUUGACUUUGAUCGGCUCCAAGGAAUUGAUUACACUGCUGCCAAAGGAAUACAAGGUUUAUUAUCUGUGUUUGAAGGUAAAUCCCAAGCAUUGAUAUUUUCAAAUGUCAGUUCAACUGUCGUUGCAUCGAUUAUAAGUCUCAGUGGGAUGGAAACUUUCAAGGCGGCUAAUAGUCAAGAUGAUCUUACGAACAUGCUUAACAAUUUGAAAAUCAAUGAAAAGAUUUGUCGAUUGAAAAAUCAAUCGUUUGCAGAAUUAUUAAAUAAAUCGAGUGAUUCGACUAGUCAAAAAGAAAAUGAUAGAGAGUUAUCGGUACCCGCAGAGCAAGAAUCUCUUUUGGCGAGUGAUAAAAAAACCAGUCAAGUUGAAUCUAAUUGUUGAUAGAUUGUUAUUAUUAUUUAUCUUAAUUGGUAUUCUGUAUUUUUAAAAAAUAUUAAAGUUCUUUAC
Messenger RNA from Microplitis demolitor, 2443 nucleotides. Its product is annotated as sodium-independent sulfate anion transporter. Gene Ontology annotation, biological process: transmembrane transport. The coding region runs from base 428 to 2377 and encodes 649 amino acids. The transcript has 9 exons. NCBI's taxonomy places the organism in Eukaryota, Metazoa, Arthropoda, Insecta, Hymenoptera, Braconidae. The record is from RefSeq and is a predicted model, not a curated record. Gene Ontology annotation, molecular function: sulfate transmembrane transporter activity. Gene Ontology annotation, cellular component: membrane.